CAUCUACGCAACUGGAGAUGAAUUUGGCUGCUUCUAAGAAAAAAGGGAAACGAAGUGUAAUCACGUGGAAAGGGUCUGAACUUGUGCGCCUGCUGGCAGAAGGGAGUGCGUAAGUGAGGGAGUACAAGACGCCAAGGGUCAAGGGCGCUUAAUUCUUACCGGGAUCAACUUUAGGAGCUGCAUCAGGAUUGAAGAAAAUGUUUAAGAAGGCUACAAAGAAGAUUGCAUAUGAGUUGGACCCCACUGGAAUGCUAAUACCAGUUCAAAGUUCAAACAUCUCGUCCAAAUUUAAAUUACUGUAUCUGGUCAAAAAGGUGGUUUCCAUUUGGCCAUGGAAACCAAUGGCAUAUGUACCAACUGGAGUAAAUCUGGAUAAAGUACUGAAGGAAGGAGAUACAAGGAAUAUAGGCCAGGAAACAAACACCAAAGUGACAGUGAGUACUUCCUCUAUUGAUGAAGGCAAAUUGAGGGGGACAAUAACAACAGGCAUUUGGGAAACUGAUGGAAAGGCCACAGUCAGCCUUCUCCGCUCCAUUGGGUCCACCAGUUUAGAGGCCGUGGAGGUCAGCUUGGAUGACUUAAUGAAGACACUAGAAAGAAGCAAGUUUGACAUGUCACAUUGGCUGAUUAAAAAGCUACAGAUGGAUAAAGUGGAUGGCGUGGGCAUCGUAAUCCAGGAAGUCAGAACUACAAAUCCACUGGAGGUCCAAAUGUUGACAUCUGCCAGAGGAUCACUGAAGUUCCACGCUCAGCCCUUAGCUCAGGUGUCAACAGCAUUUUCAGUGGAUUAUGAGCAUAAACUCACUGUGGAAGAAGGAACGAUCUUGGCUUUCAGAGUUUAUGAACUUAACAUCCAGUAUGAUGGAACCCUGAAUUCCAUUGGGUCACCUACCAAAAAAAAAUGCAUGUUUGUCAAUGACGAUAUCCACAUACCUGAAGACAACGUGACAGAUUUUAAAUCAUUGAAGUCACAAAUGGGAAAAUACUUCAGAGAGUUUACACUAAUAGACAAGACAACCAAAACACAUCUCUGGAAAUUCCUGUCAAAACUUCUGCCCAGUACAGAAGCCUUAAGCCUACUGUUUCAAAUGCUUGAAUUUAACCAGCCAGAGUCUGAGAAUGAGCUUUUGGCAACUGAAGCUUUGAAUGAGGACAUGAAGCAAACGUUUAAGGACCUGGAGGAGUUCUUGGGGAUCUCUGCUUCUGAUGAGGACAACCCAAAUGAACUUGUGAGGACACUUAUGAUAUUUGUCGGCGUGGCAGAUGAUCUUGACGACCUGAUUAUGAAAUAUAUUUGUAGAAUAAAUAAGGAAGCACGUAAACAGAAGCUUCAGUUGGUAGAAACAAUUUUGGAGCAAGUUUGCAGUGAGAAUGAAACAUCGACUUUUACUCUGCCAGAGGGCAGCUUCGCCGAAGAUGAAGAGUUUCUGACACUGUGUGGAAUAGAGAAAUGUGAGGACAUGCCGACUGGUAACCACUUUGUUGUAAUCCCAUCCCAGAAGCCCAUACUGCUGUCAAUGUAUGUCAUGAUUUACGGUCUGGAAUCCUUGGACCCAGAGAACGAAGGGUGACCAGUACAGAUUUUUAAGUUGUUUCAUUGUAAUGCUUACAUAGGAAUUUCAAAAAACAGAUUACAAAAAACAUUUAUAAGUUAAUGUUUUAUAAUAAAACAAAAUAAACACUCAUCAAAUUAAAUUAGACUGAUUGCCAUUUAAUUUCUGUCAGCCAUACUUUCUCUUCUUCACCCUUUCUGCCUUGCACCGCUGUUCGUCAGACAAUCCAAUGUAGCAAAUUAUAUCCUCUUCUCAGCCAGCAGCCCUGUACCAUUUCCAUUUUUUGUGACCCCUGUUUCCCUUUCCCUGCUGGCCUGACUAAUCAUUCUCCAUUCUUUUUCUCCUUCCUACUCCUCCUUUUUCAUGCAAUACCAUGUUAAAUUGAGACUGACCAAUGCAUU
Erpetoichthys calabaricus (reedfish) is the source of this 1954-nucleotide messenger RNA. RefSeq lists its product as uncharacterized. The record is from RefSeq and is a predicted model, not a curated record. NCBI's taxonomy places the organism in Eukaryota, Metazoa, Chordata, Cladistia, Polypteriformes, Polypteridae. Bases 198 to 1571 code for a protein of 457 amino acids. The transcript has 11 exons.